AUGGGGACACAUUCAGCCCUGGUGUUCUUCCUGCUGUUUUCUGCAACUCUGUCUUCCAGCUGUGAUGGUGGGAAAGUGCUGGUUUAUCCUAUGGAUGGGAGCCACUGGCUGAACAUGAAAAUCCUUGUGGAGGCACUUCAUUCAAGGGGACAUCAAAUCACUGUGAUACGUACCUCCACCAGCUGGUAUGUUUCUGAAUUCUCACCCCAUUACACCUCCAUCACAAUCAUCCAGGAACAACCCCAAAUCCUAGAAAGCCAAGACUUUGUGACCUCUUUCUUGAAAAGGUCACUUGAGAUCCACCGGAAUGAAGGUUCCCUAUGGGCAUUUUUUGAAUUUUAUAGCAACCUUUUCAACAUGGUCGGAGAAAAUCAUAAAGCUGUGGCAAAAGUGGUCAACAGCAUCUUUGAGAAUAAGACAAUGAUUAGGGAGCUGAAUGAAACUGGAUAUGAUCUUUUCCUGACUGACCCUGUUUUUCCAGCUGGAGUGAUUUUGGCACACUAUUUCCAGCUUCCCUUGGUUCUCAAUGUGCGCAUGCUUUUCAGUGGGGAGGCACAAUUUGCCAUCGCUCCAUCUCCACUGUCCUAUGUUCCUGCAAUGUUUUCCCAUUACACUGACAAGAUGGACUUUUUUCAAAGAAUCAAUAAUCUAAUCUAUCACGGCAUGUUGAUUUACAUGCACUACUAUGUCUCCAUUCCACCAUACCAGCCUAUAUGCGACCGAUAUUUAGGUGAGGUCAGCAUUACAUCUAUAACACAAGAAGCUGAUCUCUGGCUCAUACGGCUUGACUUUACAUUGGAGUUUCCUCGUCCCACCAUGACCAAUGUUGUCUACAUCGGAGGCUUACAAUGUAAACCUUCCAAGCCGCUUCCACCACAUUUUGAAGAUUUUAUGGAGAGUUCUGGUGAACAUGGGGUAAUCGUCAUGACCCUGGGGACCUUGCUUGGUGACCUCGGCCCUGAGAAAUCAGAGAUCAUUGCCUCAGCAUUUGCCAGCCUCCCUCAGAAGGUUGUGUGGAGACAUGUUGGGAAAAGACCAGUCUCUCUGGGAAACAACACUAUGCUGGUUGAAUGGCUGCCUCAAAAUGAUAUACUAGGUCACCCUAAAACAAAGGUUUUCAUCACACAUGGGGGCACUAAUGGCCUCUAUGAGGCCAUCUACCACGGGGUUCCAGUUUUGGGCAUUCCUCUCAUCUUUGACCAGUAUGACAACAUGGUGCGCAUGAGGGCCAGGGGGGUGGCUGAGAUAGUUGAGGUGACAACACUGGAUGUUGAGUCUUUCACAAGCGCUCUGAAAAAUAUUCUCAACCCAGAAAAGGCCUACAAACAGAAUAUGCUCAAACUGUCACAGCUUCAUCAUGAUAAACCGAUGAAACCUCUUGACAGUGCAGUUUUCUGGAUGGAGUACGUCAUGAGGCACAAGGGUGCAGCACAUCUGCGCACGGAGUCAUAUAAGCUACCAUGGUAUGCCUAUUAUUGUGUAGAUGUGAUGGCAGUCUUCAUAGCUUUUGGGUUGGUCAUCACUGUAUUGUUCUGGGCUUCCUGUAGAUGUUUCAUAAGAUGCUUGGUGAGGACCAAGAAGUCCAAGCAAGAAUAG
Molecule: messenger RNA, 1596 nt
Organism: Acanthochromis polyacanthus (spiny chromis)
Lineage: Eukaryota; Metazoa; Chordata; Actinopteri; Pomacentridae
Product: UDP-glucuronosyltransferase 2C1-like
Exons: 1
Coding region: 1-1596 (531 amino acids)
Molecular function (GO): UDP-glycosyltransferase activity
Source: RefSeq, a predicted model, not a curated record